CUGGGGAAUCGUUGGAAGUGACGGAUACGAAGUGGACAGUGAUUUCCGAAAGUUCCUGUUUAGCCCGAGAUUACUGCACAAGCGGAAAGAGCCGAGAUCUGAGUGGCAGCGCCGGGAGGGAGAACCGAACAGUGUCGGAGAUUGCCGAGCCCGGGAUAUUAGGAGCCGAGCGCCGGAUGAGAGUUCCGAGACUUGGGGACAGGGAGCGGCGGAGAUUGCCGAGCGGAUACGGAAACGUGUCGGGAGCGGAUUAGAGGAGAGAGAAAGUUUGGGGAGCGGAGAAGAGAGAAGAUUGAGGAGAAGAGAAAAGCAGGGGGUGUGUCCAUGUCUCAGUUGGAUGAUGAGGACUCGGGGCAGGAGCCAAUCACUUCCUCUGCAGAUUUCCCGGGGGAGGAGCUGGAGGUUUCGGCUGUGGCUGAGACAUUUGCUCGUGGGUGUGACUGUGUCUCCAUCUCUUCCUUCCCUGGGGAGAGGCUGAUACCUGGUAAAGAGGACACCGCCUCCCUUGUUUCCACGGCAACUCUGGUUCCCGAAUGCAUCUACUUCCCCCCCUCAGGGUAUCAGCUGGUGCCAGAGCAGGAGGUGACAGAGCAGAAGUUGGCCCUGCAGAGCGUCACGGAGAGACUGGAGAGGGUGAUGCGGGAGAAGGAAACCUUGCAGGACGCUCUGCGAUGCAGCUCAGACGAAUGUGCAACCCAGGUGCAGGUCUUGCUGGACCAGAUAAAGAGCUCAGAGGAACUUCUGCAGAACCUUCAGAGAACCUUGACGGACACCCAGCAGAAGACAGCAAGACAAAUGGCAACACUAACUGCCACUUUCAAUCGCCUGUGCCAAGAGGUCAAUUGCCUGAAUGAGGAGAAUGAAAAGCUGAGGGCCCUGAGCUCUGCAACUGCCCCCGAGGAGCAGAGAGUGACCGUGGAACCUUCCCCCACACAGAGGGCAGCACAGCACCGACAGGAGAGACUUUGUAUAGAGAUUGUGUCUCUGCAGGAGGAACUGAAGCUGGAACAGCAGCUCAAGAGGGACCUUGAGGAGCAACUCCGGAUGGAGAAGGAAACGCACACAGAGGAGAGAGAGAUCAUGGAAGCCACUCUCUCCAGUCUGAGGACCGAAAUGGAGCGGAUUCAGCAGGAGAGGAGGCAGAGUGAGUUGCAGCUGCAGGAGUCAGAGAGCCAAGUGCAGAAGCUGUGGGAGUCUAUGGGGGAGCACGAGAAGCUCUUCCAACAGGAGAAGGAAGGGAAGAUUUGCCUCCAGGCUGCACUGACUGAGGAGAAGACUAAGGUUUCCAGGCUGCAGACAGAGUUGGGCACCAGUGAGGAGGUGCAGAGGGACUUUGUGCGUCUGUCCCAGGCACUGCAGGUGAGCUUGGAGAAGAUUCGCCAGGCAGACUCUAUGGAAGACGUGUUUGCCAUUUUGGAAGGGACUCGACUGACCGAUAUAAACCAGCUGCAGGAAUCCUGAAUUGACUCACUGCUGAGAUUGGACUGUACAUUGUGUACAUAGGCCGGCGUGAAUAUAACUCGAAUUAACAUUUGCACUAUAGGAAGGUUGGCGCUAACACCAAUCUGAUACAAUCGGUGGCAGAACUUGGUUUGGGUGGGUGGGGGGGCUGCUAACUGCCAUGGGAAGUCCCAUUAGGAUCCUGUGUAGUAGUGGGGGUAGUGGGACCCUCUGACCAUGAAAAGGCAGGAACACUACAAUCCCAGCAUUCCACGGGGCAGCCGGCCAGUAGAUUUGCAUCUCAUUAGAAUGACUAAUUGACUAACAAGCUGUUACAUUUUAUUAAAAGUCUAUUUUAUAGAA
Molecule: messenger RNA, 1803 nt
Organism: Xenopus laevis (African clawed frog)
Lineage: Eukaryota; Metazoa; Chordata; Amphibia; Anura; Pipidae
Gene: rabep2.L
Product: rabaptin, RAB GTPase binding effector protein 2 L homeolog
Exons: 11
Coding region: 325-1461 (378 amino acids)
Biological process (GO): endocytosis
Cellular component (GO): centrosome
Molecular function (GO): GTPase activator activity
Source: RefSeq, a predicted model, not a curated record